Messenger RNA from Pieris macdunnoughi, 213 nucleotides. The record is from the annotation of a GenBank genome assembly. NCBI's taxonomy places the organism in Eukaryota, Metazoa, Arthropoda, Insecta, Lepidoptera, Pieridae.
AUGAUGACCUUUGCUCCCUACGUGGGCGAGGGUACAGAUCUGAGGGUGGGCUGGGGUGGAAAGAGGAUGCGCAGGGAGAGCCAGGCUCGGGUUGCGGGCGGGCGAUGCACCUACGCCGAGUCAAGUGCACGGCCGCUGCGCCAGUCCUGCCGACAUGCGCUCAACACCCGGUCAAUACCCGAUUGCAAUCCUUGCAACUUGAUAUAUCUAUAG